CCAGAUGAACCACCGUCCGGAAUUCGGUUCAUUCAUUCAGUUUUAGCGAGUCGUUCGAUCGAACCAAUUCACAACUCUAUUAUUAAUAGAAACGCAAUUCAACAAGUCAUCAAUAUGUCUGGCGAGGGUGAAAAAACUUUUACGCGUGCCGAUGUGGCCAAGCACAACACCAACAAGGACACAUGGCUGCUCAUCCACAACAGUAUCUACGAUGUCACAUCAUUCCUCAACGAGCACCCUGGUGGCGAAGAGGUGCUGAUCGAACAGGCCGGCAAAGAUGCCACCGAGAAUUUUGAGGAUGUGGGCCACAGCAACGAUGCCCGCGAAAUGAUGAAAAAAUUCAAAAUCGGUGAACUGGUCGAAAGCGAGCGCACAAAAGUGGCCCAGAAAUCGGAGCCCACCUGGACCACAGACAAUCAGAGCGAGCAGAAUUCGAUGAAAUCGAUGCUGUUGCCAUUGAUUCUCUGCGUAGUUGCAACGCUAUUCUACAAGUUAUUCUUCGGCGGCGCCAAACAGUAGUCAAAGCACAGCCAAAGAUGUUUCCAAUCACGCUUGCUGCUGUUGCCCCUCAACUGCAACUUGCAGCAGAUUCGUGGAUGCGGCAACUAUUCUGACACACACACACACAACCACAUCUACUCACCCACACACACAAAUACAUCAUAUUCAUUUACAUAUACAAUCGCAUUCCCAUGUGCUGCAUGCCUUUGUGUGUGUGUGUGUGUUUGUGUGUGUGUGCCAUACGCUUGCGGGUAUUGCAUGUGGCGGUUGCAAGUUGCUGUUCUCGUUGUUGCAGCUCGAGCGCGAUUUUGUUGAGGAGAAUUUGUGCUAUGUUUUCUUUUAAAGCUAAAUGAUAAUUGAGAAAUGUGAAAUGUGUUUUGGCAUCUUGUUUUUUGUACUAAUUGCUAUAGUAAGUGGGCUGGAGUUUUCUUAUACGUCAUAGAUAAUUGUUUAACUUUCCAACAUUCAAACCAAACUGCAUAUAUUUAAAUAAAUAAAUAAAUAUAUAUAUAUAUA
Molecule: messenger RNA, 1017 nt
Organism: Drosophila grimshawi
Lineage: Eukaryota; Metazoa; Arthropoda; Insecta; Diptera; Drosophilidae
Gene: Cyt-b5
Product: cytochrome b5
Exons: 2
Coding region: 115-519 (134 amino acids)
Cellular component (GO): membrane; intracellular membrane-bounded organelle
Molecular function (GO): heme binding
Source: RefSeq, a predicted model, not a curated record